Molecule: messenger RNA, 2333 nt
Organism: Exophiala viscosa
Lineage: Eukaryota; Fungi; Ascomycota; Eurotiomycetes; Chaetothyriales; Herpotrichiellaceae
Product: MFS transporter
Exons: 3
Coding region: 347-2089 (580 amino acids)
Biological process (GO): transmembrane transport; phosphate ion transport
Cellular component (GO): membrane
Molecular function (GO): phosphate transmembrane transporter activity
Source: RefSeq, a predicted model, not a curated record
GCCUUCGGUUCAUGCCCACAGUGACUUUGUCCUUAUGGCCAGCGCCUGCGUGCCCCUGUCAGCUUCUUUCAUUGGCCUUGCAUAACGUCGAAAUCCGGCCCUUGUCAAAAUUUUUAGUGCCAUCGCAAACUUCGCCUUCAGGUCUCCACCACAUCUGUUUGGCUCAUGGUGCCACCCAUGCCAGGAAGGUAUAUGUAGCACACGCCUGCCGGCUUGGACACAGCGUCUUGACCUUUUCUUCGCACACCUCGCUGCAAGAAGCAAGCCUCCUUGUUGAUCUUCAUUGGACUUUACUUGGUCCAACAUCUUAGACGGCAACACUCUUGUGACAAGUUGCUUGCCCGUCAUGGCCCACCUUAACAAGACUUCCGGCGGAAAUUCCGCGUUCCACAACUUCAACAACGAUUUUGCCCACAUUCAAGACCCCAAUGAACGUCGGCGACUUGCUCUCGCUGAGAUUGACAACGCAAAGUUUGGUUGGUAUCAUAUUCGAGCCAUCGUGGUCGCCGGUAUUGGUUUCUUCACCGAUGCCUACGAUAUCUUCGCCAUCAACUUGGUUACUCCCAUGCUUGGUGUUGUGUACUGGCAAGGCUCCCACUGGGGCAAACUGGAAGGCAAAAUCCCCUCCAACUCUGAUACCGCAAUCAAGGUCGCAACAUCUGGUGGUACUGUCAUUGGUCAAGUCACCUUUGGAUGGUUGGCCGAUGUCGUCGGUCGAAAGAGAAUGUACGGUCUCGAGCUCAUUAUCAUCAUCUUCGCAACUCUGGCACAGUCUCUUUCCGCACCUUCGCCUGCCAUGUCUGUCGUCGGCAUCAUCAUCUUCUGGCGUGUGCUUAUGGGUGUUGGUAUCGGUGGUGACUAUCCUCUGUCUUCCAUCAUCACUUCUGAAUUCGCUACUACCAAGUGGAGAGGUGCCAUGAUGGGUUCUGUCUUUGCCAUGCAGGGGAUUGGCCAAUUCGCCGCGGCCAUCGUUGCUCUCAUUUGCGUUUCUGGCUUCAAGGAGUCCCUAGAGACCGCCAAGACCGUUGCCCACUGCGACGGUGUCUGCCAGCUUGCCGUCGACAAGAUGUGGCGUAUCAUCAUCGGUUUCGGUGCUGUUCCUGGCUGCAUUGCCCUGUACUUCCGUCUCACCAUUCCGGAGACUCCUCGUUACACUUUCGAUGUCGCUCGCGAUUCCGAGAAGGCUGUCGCUGACGUCAAGGCCUACCACAACGGUUCAAGCGAGGGCAAGCCCGACGAGGUCAGCCGUGCCGCUGUCUUGCAAGAUUCGCGUACCCGCCUAGACACACCCAAGGCCUCUUGGGGAGAUUUCUGGAGACAUUAUGGCCAGUGGAGACACGGAAAGGUUCUUCUCGGGACUGCUGGUUCUUGGUUCUUCCUCGAUGUCGCCUAUUACGGUCUUUCUCUCAAUAACUCUACCAUUCUUACGGCCAUUGGCUUUGCCUCUGGUUCCACUGUCUACAAGACCUUCUACAACACCGCCGUUGGCAACUUGAUCAUUGUCUGCGCUGGUGCCAUUCCUGGCUACUGGGUCACCGUUGCGACUGUCGAUACCAUUGGACGCAAACCUAUUCAGUUCAUGGGUUUCUCCAUGUUGACCAUCAUCUUCGUCAUCAUUGGUUUCGCCUACCACAAGCUCGGAGAACAUGGUCUUCUGGCUUUGUACGUUAUCGCUCAAUUCUUCUUCAACUUUGGACCUAACGCCACCACCUUCAUCGUCCCUGGUGAAUGUUUCCCCACUCGAUACCGUUCCACCUCGCACGGUCUGUCCGCCGCUUCUGGAAAAGUCGGUGCUAUCAUCGCUCAGUGUGUGUUCGGACCUCUCAAGGUCCGGGGUCACGUCACCACUGCCAACCCAACCCCUUGGUUGCCUCACAUCAUGGAGAUUUUCGCCCUCUUCAUGCUUUGCGGUGUGUUCACCACUCUCUUGAUCCCCGAGACCAAGCGCAAGACUCUUGAGGAGCUUGCUGGCGAAGUACCUGGCACUAAGAACUACGACGCCACCUCCUCAGGUCACAACAGGAAGGAUUCUUACGUGCCUGCAAACCAGGGUUUGACCAGCGAGGAGGCUGCUGAGAAGAGCGUUUAAAAGCUUUCUGGUCAUCAUGGCCUAGCUUGUUUUGCUAUACAACUUUCAUGGUGUCUUUUUGACCAUUGUAUGUGGUUAGCCCGAAUGUAGACUUAAUACACUUGAACUGAUAAAACAGGAAAUGGCUUCUUCUUGACUAUUGAUUAGAUCGUCUCCCGAGUGUCCCAUCCACCACCGCUUGUCAGUGCUCACAUUCUUUUGUCACCUGCGACUUCUUGCACCGUGUAGUCCGUACCGGGUGCCA